Molecule: messenger RNA, 2298 nt
Organism: Saccharomyces eubayanus
Lineage: Eukaryota; Fungi; Ascomycota; Saccharomycetes; Saccharomycetales; Saccharomycetaceae
Gene: DSL1
Product: Dsl1p
Exons: 1
Coding region: 1-2298 (765 amino acids)
Biological process (GO): endoplasmic reticulum to Golgi vesicle-mediated transport; mitotic spindle assembly checkpoint signaling
Cellular component (GO): RZZ complex
Source: RefSeq, a predicted model, not a curated record
AUGAUCUCUGGACUGGAUAUGGAAGCUCUUUUUCAUGAUAAAGAUGAAAUUAUACGCGAGUUACGGAAGGAUCCUUUGAUAAUUAAAGAUGAUAACCAUAUAAUAAAUGGCAAAGAAUUACAACAAGAGUCUAGCGAUCUAUUACAACAAGAGGCACAGCUGGCCAACGAACUGAACACUCUGGACAACUUGAAGAUACUAUCGAAUUUAUUAACGGAAGUUAAAACCAAUUUAGAACUUCUAGAACUAGAAAAUUGCUACUAUUCGUUGCAAUCUUUACGGCAAAAAAUGCGUAACAAUACAGCCUUUCUAAAGCAAAGCUUUAACUUUCAGCAGUCAAUAUCAUUAUACGUUGAUUCACUACAUUUAAAACUUGUCACGGAACUGUAUGAAAUUCUUACAACUGGGUUUUGGAGGAUUACUGAGAAUACUAUUCAAUUUACACCAACCGUCAAAUGGGGCAAAGACGAAGUGGAUAUUGAGUACAACACGUUUAUGGAUUUCGUGACUCAGCAGUAUUUUCCUCAAGGUGGUCUGGAUAGUCAGUCAUGGAUCAUUUCAGAUAUGGACAAUGCUGACUCCCAGGAGCAAGUAAGAGCAAAGUUGAAUGUAAUUUUAAAGGAUUAUGUGAAUCUUGCCAGUGUUGUCAAUAAGAUCAGAAGCUCAAUUUUUAUACCUGGGAAACAAAUCUCGCAUGAUGAUGAGAAGAAGAUGCUUAAUUUUUCUAAAUCUGCGCCGCAUGGCCAAAACACCACUACUGUAUUAGCAAGUUUCGAAACAGUAUGCGAUUUCAUAUUGCACGGAUUGGCCCUGAGAGACAUGCGAACCUUGAGUUCCGAAUUAGGACAUUUAUUUAAUACAGAAUUUACCAAAUUUGUGAAAAAUAACGCAUCAAUAAUUUUAGACUCCUUAGACUCCCCUCUCAAAACUCUAGUCUCUUCGACGAACGACAAAUUGAUCAAAUUAGCCUCAGAAACUAAAACCGAAAACUGGUUUUACUCCGGAAAGGAAAUACAAGAUCUGUUGAUGAAUAAGCAGUUAUAUUAUAAUCUAUUGCUAGACAAAAUUCUCGAAUCGCAUAUCAAUAAUAUAAGAGAUAUUUUCGAGGACCCAAAUAAAAGUUGGAAAACUUUAGAAACGAUCGAGCUCAAGCAUGCUCGUAGUAGCACUAAUACAACAAGUGAGAACAAAGGGAACAGUGGUAUGGACACAAAACAAGAAAAAAAAGAACAUCAUACUUCAGCACCCAAGGAUGACGACUGGAAUUGGGAGGCGGAUGAUGAUGCUGAUGCAUGGGGUGAAGAAAUUGACGUAGAUAUCGAUGACGAGGAAGAAAAACCAGCCGAACAGAUGGAAGAAGAACCAGAGGAAGAAGAAGAAGGAGAAAAUGCCUGGGAUGAAGCAUGGGCAAUCGACGAAGACGAAAACGUUAGUGACUUUUCCUCUGUAAGUAAAAUAAAACCAUCAAAAGUUCACAAUAUAACACUUAAUGAAGACCGCAUUGAAGUGACACAGUUACCGAACUUGUUUUUGACAAUUUCACAGAAUUUCAAGAACUCUUUUAAAGAUAGUCAUGUUGAUAAGCAAUACUUUGCAUACAAAUAUAAUCUUUUGCAAACAUCGUACAUGGCUAUGUGCACUAAUAAUCUUUUCAACAAUUGGUAUCAACUUUAUGUGGAUAUGAGGUAUCUAAUAGAACAAGAUGAAAAACUAUACAGAAUAAAGGAAUUGACGAGAAAUUUGUUGGAAACUCGAUUAAAUAUGAAGUAUCGUUUUGUUUCUAGGUUAAUUGAGCGUCAGUUAACAGAAUUCCGUGAGAAAGAAAAGAAUCCAUCAUGGGAUGCCAUCAUUGAGAGCCUGCUACCAUAUAUCUCAAAGGAAAUCAUUUAUCCGCUAGAGAAAAUAAAAGGUGAAGAAAGUACCCGUUAUUUAUUGUCAUUCCUAAACUUUUUGUAUAAUGACUGCGUGACAAAUAAAAUCCUAAAAUGGAAGAUCAUCUCUGAGGUCAAUUCGGAAAAUUUAGGUGAGCUUGUAUCUUUACUAGUUAACAAUACUGAGAUACAAACAUUAGCGGAAGAACCCGGUUAUAAAGCGAUGAGAGAAAAAUUCGCCACAAUGGGCAAGUUUCUACCUUUGCAUUUAAAAGAGAUCAUGGAGAUGUUUUAUAACGGUGACUUUUAUCUUUUCACAACCGAUGAGCUUAUUCAAUGGAUAGAGUUGUUGUUUGCUGACACACCUCUACGAAGAAAUGCUAUUGAUGACAUCCACGAAAUCAGAGAUGCUGGUUUAGAAGAUUGA